Molecule: messenger RNA, 1233 nt
Organism: Paramecium sonneborni
Lineage: Eukaryota; Ciliophora; Oligohymenophorea; Peniculida; Parameciidae
Source: the annotation of a GenBank genome assembly
AUGAUUAAAAACUUAAUUUAUACAUUUUCAACUAUCGCUAAUCCUUACAAAGUUUUAGGUAUAAAUAAGGGUGCAUCGAUUCAAGAAAUAAAAUCAGCUUAUUAUAAAUUGGCUUAGCUUUACCAUCCAGAUAAAAACAAUGCAAAGGAUGCUGCUAAAAUGUUUACUUAAGUAAAUAAUGCUUAUGAGAUUCUAUCAGAUGAAGUAUAACUAAUAUUAAUUUUAGAAUAAGAAAAGAAUGUAUGAUACUUGUGGUGUAUAAGAUGNUUGGUUUGUUAUUAUUGAAUCGAAAAAUACAACUGCAUUUUCUGUUCCAUUCACGGUAUUCAUUCUUUAUUAUUUUUUUAAUAGCAUAUGAAUUAGAUUUUCGAAAUGCUUAAAAGUAAUUUCCCUUGUUACUUAGAGAAAAUGUUUAUAAUACAACCAUAAACAUCUAUUUAAGUUACUUGGUAAAUUGUAGAAUAAUUUAUUCCCUACAAUUCUAGACACAAAAUUGAAUUUAUUUCUAAUGAUUUCUCAUUGAUGUUUAAUUACAUUAACCCAAAAUAAUUAGAAUAGAGACAUGGAGGUAGAGCAUAAAAUAUCUAUGAUUUUUGGCCACCUCAUUUUGAUAAUUAAAAUGAAGUUGAGUAUUUUUUGAAAGAAUAACAAGAAACCAAUAAAAUUUAAUAGUAAAUUUAGUUACUCCAAAAAGUUAUGCCUUUUACUUCCUCAAUAGACGUACAAGUUUCUAAUCUUUUAAGAAAACAAUAUAAACCUAAAAAUAAAAUUUAUUAACAAGAAACUCAUCUAGAAACCAAUCAUUAUUAUAUGCAUAAAUCAAAUUCUAAAACAGUAUUCUUAAAUGUUCCUUAAAUUUAAUAAGUUAUUUAAACUUAGGAACAAUAAGAAAUUUAAUAAAAACCUCAAGAAGUUAACGCUUCUUUUGAAUAAUAACUUUAUAAUCAAUUUAAUAAUAAUAACUAUUAAACAUAUCCAUCUUAAAAACAAUUCAAUACUAAUACUUAAACUAGUUAAUAAAAAUUUAGAUAACCUUUAAUUUAAAGUAGAUUCAUUGGUUCUAAAACCAAGUAAAAUGAAAUUCAGAAUUCAUAAAUGCUUGGUACAUAAACUCCAGUUUUCUAAUCUAGAUUUAUAGGUCUUAAAACUUAACAUCUCUUAAUUAAAUAAGAUAUGAGCAUAAUCGCCAACAAAGAUGAGCUUGUAUCAGCUUAGCAUUCAUAAUUAAUGUGA